CUCCUGCCUCGAGCCGAAUGCUAACGCACCACCCACGCACCAGGCAUGAUCCGCUACUUCCUCUUCCAUCCCGCGGAGCACACGCCGCGGCCACUGAAGUUCGGCACGAUGCGCUCGCUGCGGCACUGGACGGUGCACCGGGCGUGGCAGCUAUUCUGUGCGCAGCAGCGCGUGGCGCGCGAGCGCGAGCUGGAGCGCCAGUACAACUCUAUCCGCGAGGCGUGCGAGGCUUUGAAGCUGGUGACUGAGGGCGGCGAGGCGGCGGGUAAUGCGGAGGGCGGCAGACUGUAUAGAGUCGCUCUCGGAAAGAAGGAGGUUGGAUCGUUUCCGAUUGAGCUAAGGAUCCCCACUGAUACUCCGCCCAAGAAUGGUUGGAAUCAUGGGUGGAAGAGGGCGUAAAGCGUGGCGGGAUGGUGUCUUUGUAUAUU
Tricharina praecox is the source of this 428-nucleotide messenger RNA. RefSeq lists its product as uncharacterized. Gene Ontology annotation, biological process: mitochondrial translation. The coding region runs from base 46 to 399 and encodes 117 amino acids. The record is from RefSeq and is a predicted model, not a curated record. The transcript has a single exon. Lineage: Eukaryota; Fungi; Ascomycota; Pezizomycetes; Pezizales; Pyronemataceae. Gene Ontology annotation, molecular function: structural constituent of ribosome.